UUUUAUUUUUUCCUUCUUCUUCUUCUUCUUCUUCAUCUUUCAUUGGCCCGCGGAAGAUAUGGUAAACCAUUUUCACAAAGUUAUGGAGAAAUUGAAUGCAAGCAAUCCCAAAUGUAUGUCGGAGUUGCUUACAGAGUACGAAGACCUUAUGGAAUGGAUAAAUAAGGAAGAUGAAGACAUCAAGUAUAAUCCUAUGACAGACGCUAAGGACAUUGAAGACAUUGCUUUGGAGUUUACAAAGCAGCAUCUCAAUCCAACCAGAAAAAACAUGAGCAUUUCCAAUAAAGAAAUUGCUUUCCAUGCUAUGCUGAUCGAUUCUGACAGCGAUUCUGAUGUCAUCUUCCCUGAAGCAGGCAACGACCCUGACCUCAACACUAUUUUUCUUCCAAAAUCGUUACUCAAAGGACAAGAAACAUACAUCGUCAAUGUUGUGUAUAAGAAUAACAAGACCAUCAGUAAACUUACACCAACAGUGAUGGAAGGACAAGACGAUAAUAAGAACUGGUCUGUCAACACUGGGAUAUUUUUAAUGACUAUCUUUCCAAAGAGACAAGAGCCAUUUCAGAACGUCAUAAUAACGCUUCAUCAUAUUCAGAAAAUGAACUACAGCAACCCACAUUGCAGUUUCUGGAACUUCUCGAUACCGACAUCAUAUAAUGGCAGUUGGUCCCAGAAGGGCUGUGAAAUGGUUUCUUCCACAAACACACACACAGUUUGUGCUUGUAAUCACUUGACCAACUUUGCAGUUCUCAUGAAACUGAAUUCUCAAGAGGUUUCCUCAGAACACAAGGAAGCACUGCUAAUCAUCACGUAUGCUGGUCUCGCCCUGUCACUACUGGGGGAAGCCAUCACAGUGUUACUUUACUGUCUUUUCCUAAAUCUACGUCACGAGAAGAUUCAGAUUCGCGUCAAUUUCCUUUGUGCUUUGGCAACUGCACAAAUCAUUUUUCUGGCAGGGAUUGAUAAGAUAGAAAACAAGGAUUUGUGCACGUUUAUAGCAUCACUCAUUCAUCUGUUUUACUUGGUGUGCUUCUGCUGGAUGCUGAUGGAAGGUGUUUUUCUUUACCGAAUGGUUGUCAAGGUCUUUGAUGUUCACGUUAAAAUGCGUUACGCUUACGUUUUUGCCUUCGGACUCCCGUCAGGCAUCGUAGCAAUUACGCUAGUAGCUGCAUCACUCCAAAGUGAGGGUAUCCAUUCAUACAUCAGCAAAAGAUAUUGCUGGAUUCGUUUCGAUAAUGAUUUUAUCUGGUCGUUCGUUACACCUGUAUUGAUGUUGAUAGCUAUCAACUGCUUCUUCUUGUACCGCGUCUUGAAAGAAAUGGUUUUAAUGAAGUCAGUAAAAAAUAUCAAAUCCCUCGAGCUUUCCUCCAUCAGAGCGAGUGCUCGCGCAUGCGUACUGCUUCUCCCUCUACUUGGCAUCACGUGGCUGUUUGGUCUUCUCAGUGUUAUUAACACUUCUAGUGUUAACGUUGCGUGGCAAUAUAUUUUCACCAUUCUCAACACAAUGCAGGGUUUUAUGAUAUUCGUAUUUCAUUGUUUAAGAAACACAGAGCUGCAAGCGGCCAUCAAGUUGCGUUACUUCCAAUGGGAGAGUACUCAUAGCAGUACCCAUAGUAAUAGGAAAAGCAGCACACCUGCUAAAUUCUUGAAUUUCGACGAAUCUGGAAGUCGUUCAAACAGCCUGCCAAUGGCAGCCAAAGUAAACCAAGUCAGACCCGAGAAGCUGGACAUGAAGUAUCGUGACGAAGGGGGCGCGCACGCGCAGUAUUCGUAACUUUGUUACUACCAUGUAUAUUGCUGGUUUUCACAUGACGUCAUCAAAACAUCAAAAUCUAAACUAUAGAUCGUAUAAAGGCAUUUCUCAAAUAUGUUUUAGAAGUCAGUGUUAUAAGUCACAAGAAAAAAUCUCGAGUCAUUUCGAUGUUUGGUUUCCGAGUUAUGAAGGUUGAGUUUGUGUCACGCAAUACCUUCACGUCUAUCUAAAUAGCGAUGAAAAUAUUAAAAUAAUUUACUCUAGUUGAAAGAUUUUCCCUUAGACACGUUGUAAAGAUCUAUAUAAAGUAUAUUUAAUUGAAAUAUAGCCAAACAUAUGAAAUAUUCCAUCAUUUUAAGCCUUUGG
Actinia tenebrosa (Australian red waratah sea anemone) is the source of this 2119-nucleotide messenger RNA. Its product is annotated as adhesion G protein-coupled receptor L1. Gene Ontology annotation, molecular function: G protein-coupled receptor activity. The record is from RefSeq and is a predicted model, not a curated record. Gene Ontology annotation, cellular component: plasma membrane. NCBI's taxonomy places the organism in Eukaryota, Metazoa, Cnidaria, Anthozoa, Actiniaria, Actiniidae. Gene Ontology annotation, biological process: cell surface receptor signaling pathway; G protein-coupled receptor signaling pathway.